UGGACAGCGAAACCAUACUAGUUAUAGUGGGACUGGCACUCAAGACCGCCGGCUGCGCUGCAUAAGCCUGUGCGACAAACACGGUUAAAACAAGGAAAUAAUAAGAAAUCCAAGAAUUUAUGUAACUCCCCGGGACGAGAAUCAAUUUGUUUUUUUAAGGGAAGACGAUUAAGAUUCUGCGCCAUGGAUCCCAGUAUUCUCGCGACCAUGGACAAGGAGGCACUGAAGAAGCAGAUCGAAAACAUGAAGUAUCAAGCUUCAAUGGAGCGCUGGCCGCUAUCGAAAAGCAUCGCAGCGAUGAGGGAGUACGUAGAGGAAAAUGAAAAGAACGAUCCUCUCAUACACGCGCCCGACAAGAAGAACAACCCCUGGGCCGAGAAAGGGAAAUGCAUUAUCAUGUAAUUACUAAGUAUGCAAAUAUCACCAAAUUCUAAAGACGUUUCGGCGGGAGGUCUGGUGCAUCAUCAGGGCUCGAUCGGCGCCUGCCAGACACGAACUUCCACAUGCAACUCCGCGCUCCACGCAUACGGACUGAAACUUUUCGAUCGAUCCGGAAAUUCAUAGUAUGGUUUUCAUUCCCCGAGAUAAUCUAGUCCAAUUCCUACUUGUAAAUGUACAUUUCGACUGUGCGAGCAAGCAUGUACUUAUGAAUGUUUCGUUAGAGGAAUUAAAAAUGGUUGUAAAUACGUUAAAUUUUGUAUUUCUAGUGAGGUAACGUUCGGAGAUUAUCGAUAGAGAUAAAAUGGACGGAUAAAAAUUCGGACGAGUAAAUGUUAGCGUUCGGUUCGGCCUUAGCUUAUGAUUUGGGACAGUGAAGACCGCCUUGAGAGUGCGAGGGAACCCGCGAGUCUCUAUGCAAAGUAUCGCAACUUCCUCUAAGACAUUUGCAUAGACGCUGGGCGGAUUCCCGUCGCCGGCCGCAGCGCCCGCAGCGCUCCUGCCGGCCGCCGUCGGAAACGCGAUUUGCCGCCGCGGCUAGGUGUUAAAGUUACCUCGAGCGCAGGGAACCAUCGAGCUCGUGGCUCCCUGUCCUCGAGCGACUAAAUAAUGAUAAUUAAAAUAUAGGGUAUAAUCGCACAUCACAACUUAACUAUUUGCCGGUUCACAGAUAAGGCUUCUCAGGAAUUAAAUUAGGUGACGCCAGCGAUGGAGUCAGGGAAGUAAAACGAGGAAAUGUUAAACGUAGUGAAUGAAUAAUAUCGUAAUGUAAGGAUCAUUCUCGUGAGUUGUAUUCUCGUUCAGAACAAAUGUAAUCGUAAGUCGACUUAGGGUAUGUUUUUAUAAACUGGUACAUUCCGCAGUGCCGUUAUAUAGUAAUGCUUCUAUCGAUAAUUAUCUUAAGUAUGUUCUCACUCGCGUUGCGUUCCCCCGCGUCUCGCGUCGUCAGGACCCCGCUUACAUCGCCAUGCCCAUUAACCUCUAUUAUAAUUAAACUAUCGACUAUAAAUCUAGCACGAUUAGCCUAGUAUUAAUUCAGAAUUGGAAUCGAAGUAAACUCCCCAGGAGAUCGCCGAGUCGAUCUAUCGUAGUUCCGAAGUAAACUUCUUCUAAAUUAUAUUUAAGGAUUAUUGGAUUUGAGACGCUGAAGAUUCUUAUCGAAAUCGACACCGCCGAGGUCUAUUUAAAUAAGAGUUUCGCUCGCGUCGUUAUCGGUAGCUUCUAAUGUACUAAACGGGCCCGAGGCCUGAGUUUCGAUUAAAAUAGAAAAAUUAAACUUACGCACCGUAGGUAAUGUUAGAUUAAACGUAAAAAACUAAACUAUAAACUUAAAAUUUAAACGUAUUUCCCCUACCAUAUCUAGACACGAACUAUGGAAAAUCAUUCUGGCUGUGAGUAUUUCCUCUUUGUUUAGAAGCUCGCUAUGAUUAGUCACAAUUUUGCUAAUACCGACAAUAAAAUCGCCGAUGUUCAUCCCAUCCGGCGGGCGCGGUCCGCUCGCACCACCGCAGUUGGGCGCGCUGACCGCUCCCACAGAGUCGUUAGCGUCCCAUCUCCCUUCGUCUCCCGAGGUCUCCCCUUCAUCGACUCCAUCAGAAUUGUCCUCCUCUUAGUCGUGAAUAGUCUUACGAUAGGAAUUUAGAGUAUUUCGUAGUUUAGCUAUAAUUUAAAAGCGAAAAUCAAAAGUUGUUUGUUAACUUAUAUGAUAAAAAUGCAAUUCAGAGGAUUAACCUUAGUUCUAAUAAAAUGAAAUAUUAACGAGUUUAUUUAAACUAGUGGAUAAAUUAAGGUGUUCGUAUUAUGUGCGCGACGGCAAACGUUAUUUUCAAACAUUCCAACUUGUCAAGGCUCUUCAUUGUAAUUCGCGUUGUUUUCGUCCGUUUCAUUACCUUAGAAACCAAAGAUUUAUAAUUUAUUUUUGUUUAAUUUAUUUACAUUUUAUUAAACGGUUAACUUAAUCAGUAAUUAAUGGAAUAUUCCAAAUAAUAACUAGGUAAGGUGAUAUUGGAAAUGAUUUUUUUAGGAUCAAUAGGCUAAGGAUAUGUUAUUAAUAAUAUGUAAUCAGUAUCACUGAAAUAAAU
Messenger RNA from Aricia agestis (brown argus), 2519 nucleotides. It is a transcript of the gene Ggamma30A, whose product is annotated as guanine nucleotide-binding protein subunit gamma-e. NCBI's taxonomy places the organism in Eukaryota, Metazoa, Arthropoda, Insecta, Lepidoptera, Lycaenidae. Gene Ontology annotation, molecular function: G-protein beta-subunit binding. Gene Ontology annotation, cellular component: heterotrimeric G-protein complex. The transcript is spliced from 5 exons. The record is from RefSeq and is a predicted model, not a curated record. The coding region runs from base 184 to 402 and encodes 72 amino acids. Gene Ontology annotation, biological process: sensory perception of taste; phospholipase C-activating G protein-coupled receptor signaling pathway.